AUGAUCCGCCGCAAGAAGAACGUGAAGAAGGGAAUUCAGUUCUGUCUGAUGGUCUGCGGUGCCUCAGGAACAGGUAGAACGACCUUCGUCAACACCCUCUGCGGAAAGGACGUCCUCACCCACAAGGACUCGGACGAUGCCAGCGCCGCCCACGUCGAGGACGGUGUCAAGAUCAAGCCCAUCACAGUCGAGCUCGAGUUGGACGAGGAGGGCACCCGUAUCUCCCUGACUAUCGUCGACACUCCCGGCUUCGGUGACCAGAUCGACAAUGAAGCGAGCUUCUCGGAGAUUGUUGGCUACCUCGAGAGACAAUACGAUGAUAUUCUGGCCGAGGAGUCGCGUAUCAAGCGUAACCCCAGAUUCAGGGACAACCGUGUCCACGCCAUGCUCUACUUCAUCACCCCGACUGGUCAUGGUCUCCGCGAACUCGACAUCGAGCUUAUGAAGCGCCUCGCUCCCCGCGUCAACGUCAUUCCCGUCAUUGGCAGAGCUGACUCGCUCACCCCCCACGAGCUUGCCGAGUCCAAGAAGCUGGUCAUGGAGGACAUUGAGCACUACCGCAUCCCCGUCUACAACUUCCCUUACGACAUCGAGGAGGACGAUGAGGACACCGUCGAGGAGAACGCCGAGCUGAGAGGCCUCAUGCCCUUUGCCAUUGUUGGUUCCGAGGACGUCGUCGAGAUUGGUGGCCGCACUGUCCGCGCCCGCCAGUACCCCUGGGGUGUUGUCGAGGUUGAUAACCCCCGCCACUCGGAUUUCCUCGCCAUUCGUUCCGCCCUGCUGCACAGCCAUCUUGCCGACUUGAAGGAGAUUACCCACGACUUCCUGUACGAGAACUACCGUACCGAGAAGCUCAGCAAGAGCGUCGAGGGUGGUGCUGGAGUUGACUCGUCUAUGAACCCCGAAGACCUGGCAUCGCAGUCCGUCCGCCUCAAGGAGGAGCAGCUCCGCCGCGAAGAGGAGAAGCUGCGCGAGAUCGAGAUCAAGGUCCAGCGCGAGAUCAACGAGAAGCGACAGGAGCUGCUGGCCCGCGAGUCCCAGCUCCGCGAGAUCGAGGCCCGCAUGCAGCGCGAGCAGUCGGCCCACGCUGCCGCUCAGUCGCCGAACCCCGAGGCCAACGGCGAGCACGAGGCCUAA
This is a messenger RNA of Neoarthrinium moseri, 1137 nucleotides long. RefSeq lists its product as uncharacterized. The transcript is spliced from 6 exons. The record is from RefSeq and is a predicted model, not a curated record. NCBI's taxonomy places the organism in Eukaryota, Fungi, Ascomycota, Sordariomycetes, Amphisphaeriales, Apiosporaceae. Gene Ontology annotation, biological process: cytoskeleton-dependent cytokinesis. Gene Ontology annotation, molecular function: GTPase activity; molecular adaptor activity; GTP binding. Bases 1 to 1137 code for a protein of 378 amino acids. Gene Ontology annotation, cellular component: cytosol; cell division site; septin ring.